Molecule: messenger RNA, 423 nt
Organism: Cetraspora pellucida
Lineage: Eukaryota; Fungi; Glomeromycota; Glomeromycetes; Diversisporales; Gigasporaceae
Source: the annotation of a GenBank genome assembly
AUGAAUAUCACUAAAAGUACAAUUAUUUUCCUCUUCUUUUGCAUUCUUAUCGCUUCUGGCGUUCUUGCCCAGUCCGGUUCUCCCGGUCCCAACGGUCCCGCACCUAGUGGUGCUCCCAGCGGUGCUCCAGGUCCCAACGGUCCCGCACCUAGUGGUGCUCCUAGCGGUGCUCCCGGUCCCAACGGUCCUGCACCCAGCGGUGCCGCACCCAGCGGCGCCGCACCCAGCGGUGCCGCUCCCAACGGUCCCCCACCUAGUGGUGGUCCCAACGGUCCCGCACCCAGUGCUAAAGGACCUCCUCCCCCUGCAACUACCUCACCCGCACCCCCUGCCAAGUCGAGUGCUUCAAGCAUUUACGAUAAGAGUUUUGAAUUGAUCGUUGGUUCUUUGGUUGCUUUAUUAAUUGGUGGUUUAUUAUAUUAA